Ctenopharyngodon idella (grass carp) is the source of this 2395-nucleotide messenger RNA. It is a transcript of the gene lratd2a, whose product is annotated as LRAT domain containing 2a. The transcript has a single exon. The record is from RefSeq and is a predicted model, not a curated record. NCBI's taxonomy places the organism in Eukaryota, Metazoa, Chordata, Actinopteri, Cypriniformes, Xenocyprididae. Bases 592 to 1398 code for a protein of 268 amino acids.
UGUCUCUUUAAAUGAGGGAGCGCGUGUAAGUGUGACUGAGGCUGGUUUUUUCUUCAGCUCUGCCUGUUAGCUCGCAUUUCUGAUGGACCCGAGCAACACGCAGCAGGUGCAGUUCAAAACAUCGGGAACAUUUUGAUAUUCGCUGCACGAGAGACAACAAACCUCUUUACAUUACUGUAAGGACGCGAAUGACGUGUUUGUCUUUCCCUAUUCGGAUACCGAUACAUUUUAUUCAUUUGUCAUUGAAGCUUUGAAGAACUUUCUGCUUGGAAACAUCAGGUGUGAUAGGACUGCUAAGUAACUUAACUAACUGCGCGGAACAACAACACGAAUCAUUGGAUGUAGUACACACUGGAUUUUAUCCAUCCUACUUAAAGGCUAUCAAACAAUAACACGUAACUCUUCUUAUAUAAAGUACUUUAUUUUGGUCUGUAACUGUGAUGCGCGCGGAUCUGGCAAAUGCAGCUUUAGUGGGCAACUAUCUGCGCAGACGGAGCAUCGCAGCGAAUCUACUUCCAGAUGUCCAUCUCUCUCUGCUCGUAACAGGUGGAGCUCAUUUCACUCCAUCUGUCCGCUGCUGAAGUGGCAUAUAUGGGCAACCAGGUUGACAAACUGUCACACCUAAGUUACGCCGAAGUUCCCACGACCGACCCUAACGGACUGGACACGGAGGAAGACGGCCCGCGGAUCGGGGUCUCGUACAUAUUCGCGACCGACGACGACGAACUGGAUGAUAAUCAACAUCAGCAUGUCGAUGGAACGGAGCAGAAGGAGGAAGAGAAGCACUACAACGAGCUUGACUGCGCGGUUUACCACCGAGACGAGUGCAUUUAUGAGAAGAGUAACACAAGGGAACUGGAGACGUUCAGCCCGGAGAAUUUACUGAACAAAUGUAAGCCCGGAGACCUUCUGGAGUUCGUGUCCGCCGGCCAGUACCCGCACUGGGCUGUGUACGUCGGGGACUUCCAGGUGGUGCACCUUCACCGGGCGGAGGUCAAGAACAGUUUUCUGACUGAUGCUAGUCAGGGCAGGAGGGGCAGGAUUGUAAAUGAGCUGUACAAAUUCAAACCCCUGAGUCCUGACAUGGUGGUGCAGAACGCUAUGGAGCAGGUGGGUGCGAAAGACAGAGAAUUAAGUUGGAGAAAUUCGGAGUGUUUCGCCGCUUGGUGCAAAUUCGGUAAACGGGAGUUCAAGAUGGGAGUGGAGAUACGGAUAGGAAAACAGCCGUACAGAUUAAAGCUCCUCUUGCCUGACAAACAGUUUCAUGUGCUGGAGUUUCAGAGUUUGGAGGAUUUGAUCAUGGAAAAGAGGAGAAAUGAUCAGAUCGGUAAAGCGGCUGUUAUACAGGAGUUGGCCCAUCAUUUAAGCAAUAGCGGAAGUGAAGCAAACGUUCAUUGACAUGCAACAGGUAGCCGAGAGAAAUUUAUCCCAAAAUAACAUAUGCGUGAUUCUCAUCAAACCCAUCCAGAUCAAAGAAAUGUAUGAGAAGUAUUUUUUGGCUUAAAGAACUGUUUUAAGAACACAGAUUGUGAUUGGUCAGGACAGCGCUCCAGUGAUACAGUAGCUCUUCAUCAUAUCACUGCGCCGCUCCCAUUGAUGUUCUGUCACGUAAGGGACUAUAUCUUCUAGCGGAAGGAUGUCACUUAAAUAAUUUGACCUUUAAAUAAAAAAUGUCUUAUUAAUAUAUUUAAUUAACUUUUUUUUUCUUUAACAGUAAAGCACUAGGCCGUGCUGCACUGUGAAUGGCUAAAUGGAUAAUCUGUAGUGUCCCUAAAUUGACAAUACAUAGCACAGGUUUGCGAGCUUUAUUGGACAAGAUGUUUUGCUUUGUGACGUAUUGUGAUGCAUUCUUUUCGUGCCAAUUAAGCACAUUUUCUCCUCAAAUUCUCACUGGUGUAAUGCAAAAAUGCAUUCUUUGGCAGACUCAUAUUAGCGUAAUGUGAUAAAACGAUGUUGAUUUUAUUAAAAUUAAAUUAAAUGAAAAUAAUGGAGCUUAAAAGUAAAGCAGGCUGAAUUGUGGUAAUGAGAAUUGGGGGGUUAAACUUGCUGAAUUGUCUUAAAAAUAAUGUUACAAUGCAAAACAUUGUAAUGUUCCCAAAUUCUUCAUUUACUUUCAGACAAAAAUUUUUUUUUCUUAAUUUUGGGGCUUCGUAAGAUUCAUGACAUUACUUAUGACAAAUUAUGUUAGAAAAUUUCACAAUCAGUUAUUAAGUAUUUCAAGUCAGAUGGUAUUGUUUUUCAAGUGGCUCUCAAGUUGUAAGCUGUUCUUUAUAAUGUAUAAUCAGGCUCUCUGUGAGUUGCAAAAUAGCCAUAAAUCAUCAUAUGUGGACCUUGCUUUCUAAAAGUUUUGGCACAGAUGAAAUUGCCGCAAGUAAACAAUGACUAAAUCCACCUA